GGGCAAAAAAGUAUCUAGCAACACAAGUCAUUCAAGCACCGCCGCGCAUGCCCAGUUCAUUGCUAAGGAAGAAAGGGGAAAAUGUCUCUGGCGAGCUUUUUACCGGCCCCGACCCAGCUGUCUCAGGACCAGCUGGAGUCAGAAGAGAGGCUCCGGGCCCAAACGUCCUACUCGACCGCCCUGGUUUCGUCCCGCAGGGAGCCCCCUCCUUAUGGACACAGAAAAGCCUGGGUGCCUCGCUCGCUUGAGGACUUUGGAGAUGGAGGUGCUUUUCCAGAGAUCCACGUGGCCCAGUUUCCUCUGGAGAUGGGUAGGAAGAAGAAGACAUCCAAUGCCCUGGCGGUGCAGGUGGAUGCAGAAGGAAAGAUCAAAUAUGACGCCAUCGCCCGACAGGGACAGGGCAAGGAUAAGGUGAUCUUCAGUAAGUACACAGACCUUCUUCCAAAGGAAGUUCUGAAUGAAGACACGCCAGAACUACAGAAGCCUGAUGAGGAGGCUGUAAAAGAGCUGACAGAGAAGACCCGCAGUGCCCUGGACAAGGCGGUGUCUCAAAAGAUUGCUGCUGCCAUGCCUGUAAGAGCUGCAGACAAACAAGCUCCUGCACAGUACAUCAGAUACACCCCGUCCCAGCAGGGAGUGGCUUUUAACUCCGGGGCCAAACAGAGGGUGAUCCGCAUGGUGGAAAUGCAGAAAGAUCCGAUGGAACCUCCACGUUUCAAGAUCAACAAGAAGAUUCCUCGAGGACCACCUUCUCCCCCAGCCCCUGUCAUGCAUUCCCCAAGCAGAAAGAUGACAGUCAAGGAGCAGCAGGAGUGGAAGAUUCCUCCAUGCAUCUCCAACUGGAAAAACGCUAAGGGCUACACCAUUCCUCUUGACAAACGUCUGGCUGCUGAUGGUAGGGGGCUCCAAACCGUUCACAUCAAUGAAAACUUUGCCAAGCUGGCUGAGGCGCUUUACAUUGCUGACCGAAAGGCCAGAGAGGCAGUGGAGAUGAGAGCCCAGGUUGAGAAGAAGAUGGCCCAGAAGGAGAAGGAAAAGAAGGAGGAGAAACUGAGGGAACUGGCCCAAAUGGCUCGAGACCGCAGGGCAGGGAUCAAAAGUCACGGGGACAAAGCAGGUGGCGAGGACACUGAGGUCAGGGAGCGUGACGAGAUCCGCCAUGACAGAAGGAAAGAGAGACAGCACGACAGGAACAUUUCCAGGGCUGCUCCUGAUAAGAGGUCGAAGCUGCAGAGAGAUCAGGACAGGGACAUCAGCGAGCUCAUCGCUCUGGGCGUGCCCAACCCUCGUUCUGCCAGUGAGGCCCAGUACGACCAGCGACUCUUCAAUCAGAGCAAGGGUAUGGAUAGUGGUUUUGCCGGUGGUGAGGAUGAGACGUACAACGUGUACGACCAGCCGUUCCGCGGCAGCAGAGACAUGGCUUCAAACAUCUACCGGCCCAGCAAGAAUAUAGAGAAGGACGCCUACACAGAUGACUUCGACACACUCAUGCACAACAACAGGUUUGUUCCAGACAAAGAGUUCUCAGGUGCCGACCACGGGCAGAGGCGGGAAGGUCCAGUCCAGUUUGAGGAGGAUCCCUUCGGACUGGACAAGUUCUUGGAGGAGGCCAAGCAGCACGGCGGCUCCAAGAGGCCGUCCACCAGCGGCCGCUCAAAGGACGACUACCACGACAAGAAACGCAGGAAGGAGUGAGAGCAGCGGGGCACAGACUCGACGUAGGGCAGCCGCUAGCUUGUUCCAGGAUGGGGAGGUAGUCUUUACCCUCUCAAAGGCUGAGAGGUGUUUUAAUAUACUCAAGUCUCUGUCAGGAAUGAUCUGUCAGGUUUGCUUUUAGUUUGAGAGAAGGUGAUAGAUGUCUUUUUUCCUCCUUUUUUAUUUGCUGUUUCCUCGACUCAGCACAGGCGGUGCUAAACAGCUAGCUGUUGUAUGUGUGAGAUCAGCCUCUGCAUCUGAAAAACGUCUGUUAUUUCUAAGUCAUUUCAAAUGUGGACAGUGAUAAUUCGGCUCUGGAAAUGUGUAGAUUUCAUUUUUUUUGUUUUUUUUUAAACAUAUAUACAGAGUAAACCCAACAGAAACUCAGCAGGACCUGUUCAUAUUUACCUUUUUCUCAUUUCUUCCCACAUCCCUCCGUUUGAGUUUUUGUCAACUGUGUUUAUUUAAAGCCCCGGUGUAUUUUUGAGCACAGUUAAAGCUCUUAUUUGAUGGCAGAUAUGUACAGCAAUAUAAGCCUAUCUGUAAGAUGUGAAGCAAACCAGGUCAUAAUUAUUGUACUAUACAGCCAAUGGAAUAAAUUUCAUAUAAUUGUGUGUAAUUUGGAAA
Messenger RNA from Etheostoma spectabile (orangethroat darter), 2322 nucleotides. RefSeq names its product SNW domain containing 1 (gene snw1). Gene Ontology annotation, cellular component: spliceosomal complex. The coding region runs from base 82 to 1695 and encodes 537 amino acids. Gene Ontology annotation, biological process: mRNA splicing, via spliceosome. The transcript has 14 exons. The record is from RefSeq and is a predicted model, not a curated record. NCBI's taxonomy places the organism in Eukaryota, Metazoa, Chordata, Actinopteri, Perciformes, Percidae.